Molecule: messenger RNA, 2975 nt
Organism: Thunnus maccoyii (southern bluefin tuna)
Lineage: Eukaryota; Metazoa; Chordata; Actinopteri; Scombriformes; Scombridae
Gene: arhgdig
Product: Rho GDP dissociation inhibitor (GDI) gamma
Exons: 7
Coding region: 236-823 (195 amino acids)
Biological process (GO): Rho protein signal transduction
Cellular component (GO): cytoplasm; cytosol; membrane
Molecular function (GO): protein binding; Rho GDP-dissociation inhibitor activity
Source: RefSeq, a predicted model, not a curated record
CAGUUAGAGUCAGAUCUUCCAACUAUAUCUCUAUAUAUCUCUGUGCCUUCAUCAUGGUUGCCGUUAUAGUCAAAGAAGACACAGUGGAAGUCUGACCUGAGGCCAGAGAGGGUUGGGCCUGCUGUCGACUGUCAGGGGAUAUAAGCCGUCUGUCUGUGUUCACACAUGAGCUACGGGACCUCUGAGGCAGUACGAGUUCUGAGAAAAGUUUCACACCUUCAUCUGAAAAGGUCUGAUGGCUGACAAGGAUUUGUCCAUCGGGGAGGAAGAGGAUGACAGAAACCUCAACUACAACCCUCCGGCCCAGAAGUCUUUGCAGGAGAUUCAGGAUUUGGACAAAGAUGACGAGAGCUUGGUCAAAUACAAGCAGACCCUGCUGGGGACGGGUCCAAUGACAGUGUCCUCUGGGCCUAACGUCCAGGUGACCAGACUGACCCUGUUGUGUGAUGAAGCUCCUGGACCAAUCUCCAUUGACCUGACAGGAGACCUGGACGCUCUGAAGAGGAAGAGCUUCACCUUAAAGGAAGGAGUGAGCUACAGACUAAAGAUACACUUUAAGGUGAACAGAGAAAUCGUUGCUGGCUUGAGGUACCAUCAUGUGGCCACCAGGAAAGGAAUAACAGUGGACAAGGUCUCGUACAUGGUGGGAAGUUACGGCCCACGGGCGGAGGAGCACGAGUUUCUGUCCCCGGCUGACGAGGCGCCCAAAGGCAUGAUAUCACGCGGCCAAUACCAGGUGAAGUCCCGCUUCAUCGACGACGACAAGAACGUCUACUUGGACUGGGUGUGGUGCUUCGACAUCAAGAAGGACUGGGAUGAAUAGAGGGAGAGAGCAAGAGGGAUGGCACUUCUCUUUUUCCCUUCUUUCACUCCAAUUUCUCACCUCCUCUUUCUCCUUCCCCUCUUUCACCCUGUUCCACCUGUGAGAGCAGCUUUGCAAUAGCUGAGACAGGAGGCUCUACUUCUCUUCUUCCUCCUCCAUCUUCUCCUCUUCUAAUCCUCCUAUCCUCUAAUGCAGGUCUCCUGAAACCCGUGAGCAAACUGGGACUUUUAGAGAAGAGAACCCCCACUGCCCCCCCCCUCUCUCUCACUUCCUUUUUAUCCCAUCCAUCCUGAGUUACCCACAUGAUGAAGCUUUUUGGAGGAAGAUUUCCCUUUCCUUUUAUGUUUUUGCUCCCUUUCUCUCAUCCUUGCUCCUCAUCCUAUUGUGUAUCCCUUCCUUCAUACAGCAGCAGUGGGUGGUCUGCAAUAGCAGGCAAUUAAAGGAAGUCAGUUUGAGGCACAAAGAGAAAUAUAAUAUAUACAGAUAACUUGUUACAGCUGAAGUGAAAUGCACACAUCAGCAAGCCGCAGAUGCUGCUGUUGUGGUUGUUUUCAGUAGCCUGUAAGAUCCGUUUAUGAUUAUUAAUAUUGUAAAGCCAUGAUAUACUGCAACGCUCUUCAGUGUGCUGAUGAGAUGAGAGAACAUGCACUGAGCGGUGUGCAGUGCGCUUACAAACAUUCAAUAUCUGUCAAACAGACUUUCCCAAAGAGAAGAGAUGAAAAAUAGAAAUAGAGUGCAUUUGGAUGCACAGCAGGAAAUCUGGAUUCACACGUCUGAGUACUUAAUAAAAAAGUUUACCAGUAAAAUGUCAACAAUUGAAAGAAUUUGAAGAGAUUGUCACAAGGAAGGUAACUGCUUUCCUCAGUCAAUCAGAUUGAAGGAACUUUUCUGCACAAUCCACGCUCCGACUGUCUCAAUACUGUGAGCUCCUUGUAACCUGCUCCCAAACAUCAGGCAUUGCUAAUUUUAUAAUUCCUUUGACAGAAAUCAGAGGAGCUUAUUAAACAUAUAAAGUUUAGAAUAUAUAAGGGAGGGGAAAAAGAUCCAAUUGGAGUUAGAUACAUUGAUAUUUUAUUUGCUUACCCCUCUUUCUGUUACAUCUUUCUUUACAGUUUUCUGGUUUUCAGGUUUUUUUUUAUGUAGUUCUUUAGUUAAAGUAUAUCUUUUUAUUCCACGCAUAAGGUAUUGAUUGAUUGGUUUGUUGAUUAAGGGAAGAGGUUUCACUUUGUUAUUUCAAGGAAGGCAUUCUUUUAAAAUCAUACUUUCUGUUACUUUCAUUUCAUGAUAAUAAUAAUUAAUGAUUUUUGUUGUUUUUACCCCUAAAUUCCAUGUUUCAUGAUUUUGCCUUUAAACAGUAAAAAAUCAAACACACAAAUAUUUUUUGUAAUUAGACAUAUGCAAAAAAACAACAACAACAACUGAGUAACAGUAUACAUCAACAACUGCAGUUUUGGUUUAAAUAAUGUUUUAGGAUCCUCCAGGAGAAUUAGCCUCUAAAUUAUCCAAACAUCAUUAUAAUAUUAUUAAUAUACUGGGAUGAAAAGAUUCACCUCUUCUCCCAAUGUGCACUACAUGCAUAAGAUCUUGGACUUGUGUUUUACCAACCUUUUGUAAGAAGUUGUGUUUGCUUUCAAAGCGCCAGUUUUCUCAAGUCUUUGUGGAGCUUUUUCAAAGAGCAGACCAAUGAAAGACUGUAACUGAACUGUGUAUAUUGUAGAAAGCGAUGCAUGUGUGUCCUUUAGGAUUUGAAGUCACUCAGUAAAAAUGAAGAAAAUUAGACCUUUCUAAACCUCUCUCGUAUACCAAGGACAUAAGAUGUGAAUAAAAUUCUGCUUUGAACUAAAAUUAAACGUUUUAAGAUGGUGGCUGGAACAUAAUGGAGUACUGUCAGAGAAGUAUAUCAAGGGAUGAAUUAAUUCCCCUUUAAAAAAAAUAAGAAAUAUCAUUAUUGUGUUAAGUCUUUGGAUAUGAUAUUGUCAUUGUUGCUGAACAUAUUGAACAUUGAAAUACCAUUUGAAAUCGUUGUGAUCUAAGACUUACUGUAAAUGUUGGCUUGUUGGGUGUUGCAUGGUUUAGCAAGAUUCUCUCUUCCUUUUUUACGACUUUAUUGUAAAAUUUAAUGUGAUUAAAAAAUAAAGGUACUGACGCAAUA